Alternaria rosae is the source of this 1705-nucleotide messenger RNA. RefSeq names its product concanavalin A-like lectin/glucanase domain-containing protein. Gene Ontology annotation, molecular function: hydrolase activity, hydrolyzing O-glycosyl compounds. The transcript has a single exon. Bases 29 to 1255 code for a protein of 408 amino acids. Gene Ontology annotation, biological process: carbohydrate metabolic process. The record is from RefSeq and is a predicted model, not a curated record. NCBI's taxonomy places the organism in Eukaryota, Fungi, Ascomycota, Dothideomycetes, Pleosporales, Pleosporaceae.
GACUUCCGUAUCACGGCACCGCAACACAAUGUCAGGCACACUCGACAAGCUCCUCGCAAAAGGCAAGGCGAAGCUCUCAGAAUUUACUGGGCAGCCUUCCGGAGGCCAUCACCAGCAAGGCCACCCGAACCAAGGCUAUCCGGGCCAGCAGCCUCCCCCGGGCUACCAACAACCCGCUCCAGGCUAUCAGCAGCCACCACAAGGCUAUCCAGCGCCGAAUCCAGGGCAGUACUCUGGCAGCCAGUAUCCUCCGCAAUACCCACCCCAAAACCAGCAAUGGGGCCAGCAGAAUCAACAGCAGAAUCAAUGGGGCGCACCCCCUCAGCAGCAAUGGGGCCCGCCGCCUCCGCAACAGCAGCCCUUUGCGCCGCCCGUUCCCCAGGGUAGCAAGCCCCAUACUCCACAACCUGGCGGGCCCCCACCUAUUCCCCAGAACCGACCGAACUCCGCGCAGCCUCCGCCGCCUCAGAAUCUCCCUCCGCCGCAGGGCCAGAGCGUGUACUGGAAGCCGUCCUUCGACAUCAAGACACCCGUGUCGCAGAACUUCCGGCACGAGAUCGGCGACCAUGGCUGGGGCAAUAACGAGAAGCAGAUGUACACGGACAAACCCGAAAACUCGUUCCAUCACGACAACCGCCUGAUCGUGCGCGCCCUCGUACAGAACGGCAGCUACACUUCUGCGCGUUUGACCUCACACCAGACGCUGUCGCGACCGCGCGGAUACUUGACAGCGACCUGUCUACCUCCGUCCGCACCAGGCAUAUGGCCUGCAUACUGGAUGCUGCCUGCAGACCCGUUCAAAUGGCCGACUGACGGCGAGGUCGACCUUGCGGAGAGCUGGAACGGCGAGACGGAGAACCACUCGUGCCUACAUUGGGGCUCCUACACCGGCGAAGAUGCUCAAAAGCAUCGCGUUGUCAAGACGCCUCUUCCAGACCUUGCACGGCAACCACAUACCUAUGGCUUCGCUUGGAUCGAAGAAGAAGGCAUACCCGGGUGGAGAGGGCGCAUGAUCUGGUACAUCGACAACUACCCAGUCAUGAAGGGUUGCAUUCCAGAGGGCACACGCCGCAUGGAAGACUUUAGAAUUCUCAUCAAUAUCGCCAUGGGCGGGACUGUGAACCAGGGAAAGCUGCCUGCUGAAGGGUACUACGACUUCGUCAUUAGCGAUCUCAAAAUGUGCGAAGAACCCCAUGGCGGAUGGCAACAAUUCGAACAUGCGUGGAACAGCACGCCUGAAGGCAAGGCGAUGUAGCAAGGCUUGGUAGCAGCUACCUAGUAUAUCACAUUUGGGUCUCUGCCCGAUAUCACUCCGUUACCAGUGACCUUUCUAUCCUUUCACCUUCUCGAAAAUGUCCGCUUGUGCACAAGUCAGAAUCGUGGAUCAGGUCGUCGAGGAAAUGCCUAGUCGAGCUUAACAAAUGGUUUCGAAGGAGAAAGAAGCGCUCAGUGAUUUCCAGAAGCACUGACCUUUCCUGAAGGCCAACUACUCCUUCCACUACUAUGACUGCAGGCCGGAUUUAGCACAGUAACCAGCAGCCCUACCACCUGUUUGUCAACUCGAUAACCAUAACACGAAGCAGCUCCACUACGGUGUUCAGCAAGUAUGUCGACCGACAAGGACAUGGCCUCAAUGACUACUUCUCGCCCAAGGACCAGGUUCAUGGACCCGCCUGGCGGUGAGCAACAUUUACCUUAUUACUCU